Messenger RNA from Guillardia theta CCMP2712, 742 nucleotides. RefSeq lists its product as hypothetical. The coding region runs from base 224 to 742 and encodes 172 amino acids. Lineage: Eukaryota; Cryptophyceae; Pyrenomonadales; Geminigeraceae. The record is from RefSeq and is a predicted model, not a curated record. Gene Ontology annotation, biological process: rRNA methylation. Gene Ontology annotation, molecular function: RNA binding; RNA methyltransferase activity. The transcript has 6 exons.
AGAAGUUGGGCUGUGAUGUGGUGGAAGUCGACAAGGGCAGGUGAAAGCGAGCCUCGUCUUGAUCUUGAUGACCUCGUGGCAGACUGAACGUUCUGAGCGAUAACCGCCCGCAUCAGGCAGGAUCUGCUCUUCACACUCGUGUACUUGCCUUCUCAUUCCGUAAGCUCUUGUGCAGGGACUCAUCAUUGUCUGCACUCCUCUAUCCUUUGAGCCGCUGAAAACGAUGCACCCUAUUCCCGAGGAGGAGUCGAAGGAUGGCCAUCCUCUCUGGCUCGUACUGGAUGAAGUCAUGGACCCUCAGAAUCUUGGAGCCCUGCUCCGCUCUGCUUACUUCCUAGGAGCCGAUGGCGUCAUCGUAUGCAGCAAGAACUCAGCUGGGCUGACCCCCUCCGUUAGCAAGGCCAGCGCAGGAGCCAUGGAGCUCUAUCAGGUCUACUCUGUGAGCAACCUGAUGCAGUUUUUGAACUGGUCCAAGGAGCUGGGCUGGCAGGUGAUCGGGUCAGCAUUGGGGGAGAACAGCGUGCCCGUCUCGAGCACAAAGCUGACAAAGCCGACUCUCCUGGUGAUGGGCAACGAAGGGCGAGGGCUGCGGACAAAUGUGCUCCGAGAGUGCGACGUGCUCGUGCAGGUACAGGCGAUCGUUGCCAGUGACUUGAAGGAUUUAGGAGACGACGUGCUCGACUCGCUCAACGUCUCCGUGGCAGGCGGGAUCCUCAUCCACCACUUCCUGUGCGCGAAGUAG